Fonsecaea nubica is the source of this 3270-nucleotide messenger RNA. RefSeq lists its product as hypothetical. Lineage: Eukaryota; Fungi; Ascomycota; Eurotiomycetes; Chaetothyriales; Herpotrichiellaceae. Gene Ontology annotation, molecular function: UDP-glycosyltransferase activity; hexosyltransferase activity. Gene Ontology annotation, biological process: carbohydrate metabolic process. The record is from RefSeq and is a predicted model, not a curated record. Bases 1 to 3270 code for a protein of 1089 amino acids. The transcript has a single exon.
AUGGCGCAAAUGCUCGCGCCUCUGGCCUCUUCCGCUACAGAUUACAAGACCAGUCCUACCUUCGAUCCUCCUCCCACCUCAUUUCCCUACCCGGAACGACCGAAAUCAGAACACAACGACUCCCGUCAAUGCUCAGAAACUACACUGCAUAGUGGGUCACAUACACAGAAUCAAGAGAGUAUCAAAGAGGUUGGACAAGAUGCUGGACAGAAUGGCAACUUCGAAAGGCCGCGCCUUGCUUCGCGCAAGUUCGAGACAGAAGUUAUUAGCCCUACUACCUCGAGGACUUCAGCACCCCUCAGACAGCAUCGGUCCACGGUGAACUACCCGGCUUUACGAAAUACUGAACCUCGAAUAUCUUCGGGCGAGUCGGACACGUCGUUUUCCUCAGAUGAAGACAACAUAGCUGGAAUGCACAGGGUAAAGACUUAUCCCGCUCACAAUGCCCUCUCAAAAUCCCAGCUGAAUCGAGUUCGGACUCACCGGAGGCCGUCUCAUCUGAAGGUAGGAAACGAAUUCUUUCAAUCCCAAGGGAGAGUAGCCAGGGAUGGCAGAUUGAAUAUCUCGGUCAAUGAGACAGCUCAGACAGGCUACCUUGCCAAAGCGCUAGGCGCAACCAUUCGACAUCAGCUGGGUCCCGACUACCAAGAGGAGGCAAAAGUGGCGGACAAGGCUAAGGCUGAUUUCCUCAGAGACAAGCACAACCUUGUCAUUCCUUCGAUGAACAUAGUAAUUAUGGUCAUUGGUAGCCGUGGCGACAUUCAGCCCUUUUUGAAAAUCGGGAAGAUUCUGAAAGACAAGUACCACCACAGGGUACGGAUUGCAUCGCACCCUACCUUCAAGCAGUUCGUUGAGAAGGAAGUUGGUCUCGAAUUCUUUUCUGUGGGUGGAGAUCCCUCCGAACUGAUGGCAUUCAUGGUCAAAAAUCCUGGGUUGAUACCGACGCUUGAGACUGUCAAGUCCGGAGAAAUAGGCAAAAGGCGUGAGUCGAUGUAUCAAAUGUUCCAAGGGUUUUGGAGGGCGUGCAUCAAUGCUACCGACGACGAAAUGGACGUGGCGAACCUGGAGUUAAUGCGCUCGAAGCCUCCUUUUGUUGCCGAUGCCAUCAUUGCCAAUCCGCCUUCUUUCGCUCAUUAUCACUGCGCAGAGAGACUGAGUAUCCCGCUACACUUGGUCUUUACCUUUCCUUAUUCCCCUACGCAAGCGUUUCCUCACCCGCUGGCCAAUAUCAAGGCUUCCAAUGUGGACCAGAGGUACACCAACUUCAUGAGUUAUCCCUUGGUCGAUCUGAUGACAUGGCAGGGACUGGGCGACUUGAUCAACCGAUUCCGUGCCCAAACUUUAGGAUUGGAACCUGUUUCAACUCUCUGGGCUCCUGGUCAACUCUCUCGUCUCAAGGUUCCGGUAACAUAUCUCUGGUCGCCGGGCCUGGUGCCGAAGCCUCAGGACUGGGGUCCCGAGAUAGACAUCGCAGGCUACGUCUUCUUGGAUCUGGCCACCUCUUACAAUCCUCCAAAAGAUCUAGUGAAGUUUCUCGAGAGAUCAGAUGAAAGGCCGAUUGUUUACAUAGGUUUUGGCUCAAUCUCGGGAAUCAGCGACCCGGGGGCAUUCACGAAGAUGGUUUUCGAGGCAGUCGAGAAGGCUGGUGUUCGUGCUGUGGUCAGCAGAGGAUGGGGCGGUAUGGGGGAUGGUAUGGACAAGCCCGACGGCAUCUUCCUGAUUGACAAUGUACCCCACGACUGGCUUUUUCCACGUGUUGACGCAGUGGUCCACCACGGUGGUGCUGGAACCACAGCUGCGGGGCUGAGGUUCGGCAAGCCAACAAUGAUCGUUCCCUUCUUUGGAGAUCAGCCUUUCUGGAGUGCGAUGGUCGCAAGAGCGGGUGCGGGUGCGAAAGAGGCAUUACCUCUGAAGAAACUUGACAGCGACAAAUUCGCUGAGGGGAUUCGUCAGUGCCUCGAGCCCGAAGCCAGAGCCAAAGCGGAAGCCAUUGCUCAAAGCAUUCAAGAGGAAGGCGAUGGGGCAGAGAACGCGGUGGACUCUUUUCACCGCCACCUAAAUCUCGAUGGUCCCUAUUCGAUGCGUUGUAGCAUCUUCCCAGAUCGCGUUGCCGUGUGGCAGACUAAGCACGCCAAUACACGACUGUCGGCACUGGCAGCGAAUCUGCUGGUGGAAAGUAAACAGAUAAACUGGUCCAAUUUGGAGUUGGCCAAAAACCAUGAGUGGACGGACUUUCAAGGACCUGGGGAGCCUAUUACCGGUGCCGGCGGCGUGCUCGUUCAAGCUUUCCAAGAAGCAUUUCGUGGUCUGAUGACGAUGCAUGAGACGACGAAACGAGACAUCAAACACUACGAGAAGCGCAGGCGCAGGCAAAAGCAAAAAUCAGCAAUUGAAGGACUGACCCUGCCAGGACGGAUUGCGUUGGCCACGCGUGGCACGUCAGUUGACGAGCAGAGGAGAGAGCAUGCAAGGCUCAUGCAACAGGUCAAUUUCCAUGGAGAGCCAGAGCCAAUGAAGUUGCCCUUUGGUCAAUCCGGACUCAACCAGUCCAUCGCUAGGGAUGCCUCGAAGUUGUCCAGGACCACAACAACAAAUUCGGAUCGCACUGACCCAAUGGUCGUGAUCUUGAAAGAUGUGGGAAAGGGGAUCGGCCACUCCAGCAAAGCCAUUGCAGUACUUCCUUUGCAAAUGUGGAAUGCCCUGGCUCUUGGAUUUCACAACGCACCCCGGUUGUAUGGCGACAAAACCGUGCGGCCUUCUCCGCAAGGGAUCAACGGAUUUCGCGCGGGGCUGGAGGUGGCGGGCAAGGAGUUUUGGUUCGGGCUUUACGACGGAGUGACAGGUGUCGUCCGCAUUCCCUACCUCGACGUCCAGGAGGAUGGGAUGUCGGCGUUGCCCAAAGGCAUUGCGCGAGGCAUUGGCGGGUUGGUGUUGAAGCCUAUCUCGGGUUUGCUUGGUCUAGGAGCGUACACAGCGAAAGGAGUCCACAGCAGUGUUCGACGACGAGUGCGAGAUACCCAGAAGACUGAGCGAUGGAUCCAGCAUGCGAGAAUCGCGCAGGGGCACAGAGAAGCUCAGAUGUUGGAAGAGCGGAAACAGGGCAGCUCUGAGUUACCCCAACCACACUGUCCCAUGCUGCCCGACCUUACAGAGGCUCGCAAACAUGCACUGCACCUGUGGACGAUGUAUGAGAAGGACAGGAUGACAGAGGAACGGGAAAAAGAAAAGCGGCUGCUUCUACUGAACAAGACGCGCGGUGAAAAGACUUGA